Messenger RNA from Mesocricetus auratus (golden hamster), 2733 nucleotides. RefSeq names its product phospholipase A2 group XV (gene Pla2g15). The transcript is spliced from 6 exons. Gene Ontology annotation, biological process: ceramide metabolic process; phosphatidylcholine metabolic process. Gene Ontology annotation, cellular component: lysosome. The record is from RefSeq and is a predicted model, not a curated record. Bases 115 to 1353 code for a protein of 412 amino acids. NCBI's taxonomy places the organism in Eukaryota, Metazoa, Chordata, Mammalia, Rodentia, Cricetidae.
CUUAAUUGGCUGGUGGCUGGGAGCGGUGGGGUUAAGCUCGACGCUGCGGUCCCGGCCUAGGCGCGAUCCCUUAUCAGUAGGGCAGUCCAUUGGACCUGCUGCCAGUCUCACGCCAUGGAUCGCCAUCACCUCGCUUGUCGCGCGACGCAGCUGCGGAGCGGUCUCUUGGUCCCACUGCUUCUGCUCAUGAUGCUGGCAGACCUGGCACUCUCGGUCCAACGUCACCCCCCGGUAGUGCUUGUGCCUGGUGAUUUGGGUAACCAGCUAGAAGCAAAGCUGGACAAGCCAAAGGUUGUGCACUAUCUUUGCUCCAAGAGGACGGACAGCUACUUCACACUCUGGCUGAACCUGGAGCUGCUUCUGCCUGUUAUCAUCGAUUGCUGGAUUGACAAUAUCAGGCUGGUUUACAACAGAACAUCUCGGGCCACCCAGUUUCCUGAUGGUGUGGAUGUGCGUGUCCCUGGCUUUGGGGAAACAUUUUCUCUGGAGUUCCUAGACCCCAGCAAAAGGACUGUGGGUUCCUAUUUCCACACUAUGGUGGAGAGCCUUGUGGGCUGGGGCUAUACACGGGGAGAAGACCUCCGAGGAGCUCCCUAUGAUUGGCGCCGAGCUCCAAAUGAAAAUGGGGCCUACUUCUUGGCCCUCCGAGAGAUGAUCGAGGAGAUGUACCAGAUGUAUGGGGGCCCCGUGGUGCUGGUCGCCCACAGCAUGGGCAACAUGUACACGCUCUACUUUCUGCAGCGGCAACCACAGGCCUGGAAGGACAAGUAUAUCCAUGCCUUCAUUUCACUGGGUGCGCCCUGGGGGGGCGUGGCCAAGACCCUGCGAGUCCUGGCCUCAGGAGACAACAAUCGUAUCCCUGUUAUCGGGCCACUGAAGAUCCGGGAGCAGCAGCGAUCCGCUGUCUCCACCAGCUGGCUACUGCCAUACAACCACACCUGGUCACAUGACAAGGUGUUUGUGCACACACCCACAACUAACUACACACUCCGAGACUAUCGCCAGUUCUUCCAGGACAUCAGAUUUGAAGACGGCUGGCUCAUGCGUCAGGACACAGAAGGCCUGGUUGAAGCCAUGAUGCCACCUGGCGUGGAGCUGCACUGCCUCUACGGGACUGGCGUCCCCACACCAGACUCUUUCUAUUAUGAGAGCUUUCCUGAUCGAGACCCCAAGAUCUGCUUUGGUGAUGGUGACGGCACUGUGAACUUGGAGAGUGUCUUGCAGUGCCAGGCCUGGCAGAGCCUCCAAGAGCACAAAGUAUCAUUGCAGGAACUGCCAGGAAGUGAGCACAUCGAGAUGUUAGCCAAUGCCACUACCUUGGCUUAUCUGAAACGUGUGCUUUUCCAGCCUUGAUUCCUGUGCCAGGCUGCUGGAUGGCUGGACCAUGGAGCUUCUCUUGGGCUCUGACCCUUUUGUGGCCUACAAGCUUGGUAAAAAGUUUGUGACCGUUAUUAGAGGUCCUAGGUCUGAGGCUGUGAGGCAUUUGCCUCAGGGGAAUGCUGUUUCUCGUCCUCUGUGUAAAGACAGGGAAGAAAGGGAAGACCCAAGUGUGGAUUCAAAGGACAUUUGGUAGAAAGAAUGCUGCUGCUGAUGGCAUUGUGACCUCAGACUGGCUCGGCAGGCUGGCUUCUCUGGCUCCUCACCCUGGUCCCCAGCUGGGGCCACGCAGUCUUCCUAGUUCUCUGGCCUUUCUACUCUAGCCCACUGGGCCCUAACCUUCCUGUGAAGGAUGUUACCGAGCUGAGGUCCUGCCCUGGAAGGUUCCACAGUGGCCGUCAGGUGACCUUCCCACACACUGGCUUUAGGUAGCCUACUGGCUAGGGCUGCUAACGUCCCUGUGACCUCACUGGUGGGCAUCCUGAGUGUGGCCUCCGGGAGGCAGUCCAGCACCCCUGCAGGCAGGGCGGUUUGUUGUGUUCUCCAUGAUUCCUCCAGGUCCUGGGAUAUUUAGACUCCACUCCUACCUCUCACCUCUAGCAGCAUCCUAGUCCUAGUUCUGGAUUGGGCAGCAGAGGAUCCCUCAGUUCUGGGGGCCAUGUCCUAGGAUUCCUGAUCUCCUUAGUUGUGAUGUGAGUCCCCGUACUGAAGCUGGCUCUCUUGGUUCUGGGACUGUAUUUUAAGGAAAGCAGGGCCUAAUGUUAUGGCCUUCUAGCUUGGUACCUAGAAGAAGGGGAGCUCAAGGGGGCAACUUUCCCUGAGCCACCUUCUUGAGAACCCCACCACCAUACUGCACACUGCCUGUGGGGCCUUUCUAUCAACCACUUGGGCGGCACAAGGGGAGAGGGGUGGUAGAGUUCCUGCCCAACGCUUGCUCCCACCAGGCAGCUGAACGGGUUUGGUUUGCCAGAGUUAGUCGAGAGGUUGAAAGGGUUCCGGAGAGGGAAGAGCAUGGCAUCCAAGCUAGGGCUUUUUUUUUGUUUUUUUGUUUUGUUUUGUUGUUGUUUCCCCUAGGGAUGCUGCAUGGUCUCUGUGUGACAGCAGAGAUGGUGAAUCUGGGCCUGUCCUAGGGACAGUGGACCUGACUAUAGGCUGAGACUUGGGUCAGCUUUUAGUUUGGAGUCCCCAGACCACUUUCCGGCUGGACUACAUACACUGCCUUCCCACACGAUUCUCACUGGACUUCCCUUGUUAGGCACAUUCCCGCCAUCUCUCCCUCACCUGAUGGUGGUCCCCACCUGGGGCAGAGCAAGCUGUACCUCAAUUUUGGCAAUAAAAGUAUUCUGGCUGGUGUAA